AUGUCUUCCACACCCUCGCAACCCCCACCUACCACCGCCGUCCCGGCGCAAUCCGACCCGGCCGCCUUCGCCCACGUCGCCAACUACAUCGAGACGCGCUGCAACGCCUCCCCCAUCUACGCCUUCCUCUUCACCCCGGACCUCAGACUCACCCACGUCUCCAAGGGCCUGAUCGUCGCGCGGCUGCCCGUCACGGCGAACCACCUGAACUCGUCCGGCAGCAUCCACGGCAGCGUCUCGGCCACCAUCGUCGACUGGGCCGGCGGCCUCGCCAUCGCCGCGUGGGACCUGCGCGAGGCGACUGGCGUCAGCGUCGACAUCAACAUCAGCUACCUCUCGGGCGCCAAGCUGGGCGACGAGAUCGAGAUCGAGGGCAGGGUGGAGAAGGUCGGCGGCAGCUUGGCGUUCACGCACGUCAACAUCUACAAGGUCGCGGCUGAUGGGACGAGGGGCGCGACGGUGGCGAACGGACGACACACGAAGUUUGUGAGGAGCAGGUGA
Messenger RNA from Colletotrichum karsti, 501 nucleotides. Its product is annotated as thioesterase superfamily protein. The transcript has a single exon. NCBI's taxonomy places the organism in Eukaryota, Fungi, Ascomycota, Sordariomycetes, Glomerellales, Glomerellaceae. The coding region runs from base 1 to 501 and encodes 166 amino acids. Gene Ontology annotation, molecular function: fatty acyl-CoA hydrolase activity. The record is from RefSeq and is a predicted model, not a curated record.